UUCCUUCCUUCUUCCGGUUCCGCCCCCUUCCGCCCCUGCGGCUAGCUCACACUGCGCAUGCGACCGCUGGUGGUCAGCGGGGCGAUGGCGGCUUCUUCAAGUGGUGAGAAGGAAAAGGAGCGGAUGGGAGGCGUUUCGGGAAUGGCAGGCCUUGGCAGUACGCGAGAGCGGCUUCUGUCUGCGCUGGAAGAUCUGGAGGUCUUGUCGAGGGAACUUAUAGAAAUGCUUGCAAUUUCAAGAAAUCAGAAGCUGUUACAGCUGGAAGAGGAAAACCAGGUCUUGGAGUUGCUAAUUCACCGAGAUGGGGACUUUCAAGAACUGAUGAAGUUAGCACUCAAUCAGGGAAAAGUCCACCAUGAAAUGCAGGCUUUAGAGAAGGAAGUAGAAAAGAGAGACAGUGAUAUUCAGCAGCUGCAGAAACAGCUGAAAGAGGCAGAGCAGAUCCUGGCAACAGCUGUUUACCAGGCAAAGGAGAAACUCAAGUCAAUCGAGAAAGCAAGAAAAGGCGCUAUCUCCUCUGAAGAAAUCAUUAAAUAUGCACACAGGAUUAGUGCAAGCAAUGCUGUAUGUGCUCCUCUCACUUGGGUUCCAGGAGACCCUCGGAGGCCAUACCCAACUGAUUUAGAGAUGAGAAGUGGAUUGCUGGGUCAGAUGAACAAUCCUUCCACCAGUGGUGUGAAUGGUCACCUCCCAGGGGAUGCUCUCGCAGCAGGUAGACUGCCAGAUGUCCUUGCUCCACAGUACCCAUGGCAGUCUAAUGACAUGUCUGUGAACAUGCUGCCACCAAACCACAGCAGUGACUUCCUGUUGGAACCUCCUGGGCACAACAAAGAAAACGAAGAUGACGUUGAGGUGAUGUCUACAGAUUCUUCAAGCAGCAGUAGCGACUCUGACUGAGAAAGGUGCGGGAUGCACAGACUCCAGUGCUGCAGAGUUCUGCCAAGGGGGAGAUGAAAAGCACAGACUAAGGAGCCCAUUCAAGAUCAAAGUGGGUUUUCUUCCUACAGCCCAACCCCUGGUUCUCUGUCUGUUACACAAAUGUUUGAGAAUUAGUCAGAAUUACUGUUGUGUUUGGUUGUGCAUAGACGCUCUGGAAUGAGACUGAAGAGGAACUCACACACUUCAUGGAGUGUACUUAGCAAGGGCACUGAGCUGGGUGUGGUGGCUCAUACUUGUAGUCUAGCACCUGGGAGGCUGAGGGAUUGCUGUGAGUGUGGCCGCCUUGAGCUACAGAAUAAGCUGAGCCACCAGGGUAGCAAAAAAAAAAAGAGGAGGCAGUGAGCUGUGUGUGUGAUAAUGCAAAAGUGCUCACUUGAAAGUGAAGUUGCCUGCUAUUAAGGUGACAACUGUCAAUAUGUAUAUGUGGUAAAUACUGUAAUUUGUGUAAAUAAACUUGGUUUUGUUUGUA
Molecule: messenger RNA, 1408 nt
Organism: Mastomys coucha (southern multimammate mouse)
Lineage: Eukaryota; Metazoa; Chordata; Mammalia; Rodentia; Muridae
Gene: Med4
Product: mediator complex subunit 4
Exons: 7
Coding region: 58-897 (279 amino acids)
Biological process (GO): regulation of transcription by RNA polymerase II
Cellular component (GO): mediator complex; core mediator complex
Molecular function (GO): transcription coregulator activity
Source: RefSeq, a predicted model, not a curated record